Ylistrum balloti is the source of this 1534-nucleotide messenger RNA. RefSeq names its product glycerol-3-phosphate acyltransferase 3-like. The transcript is spliced from 14 exons. Gene Ontology annotation, biological process: triglyceride biosynthetic process. NCBI's taxonomy places the organism in Eukaryota, Metazoa, Mollusca, Bivalvia, Pectinida, Pectinidae. Gene Ontology annotation, cellular component: endoplasmic reticulum. The record is from RefSeq and is a predicted model, not a curated record. The coding region runs from base 1 to 1389 and encodes 462 amino acids. Gene Ontology annotation, molecular function: glycerol-3-phosphate O-acyltransferase activity.
AUGGACGAACAACUGUUCAUCGUGUUAACAUUGUUGUUUACUCCACUUGCCUUUCUGAUAUUAUUAGCUGUAAUACUGGCAUCACUUGGGAAGAGUCUGGGAUUGCGGAGGAAAUACGCAGACUUGAUGCUAAAAAUAUUUAAGUGGGGGCAAGAGAGGAUAGCUUUAUACAAUGAAACUCACAGAAAACAAUAUAGUCGAUCAGAGUCUGAAGAAGAGGAGGAAGAUGAUGAGGAACUGAUUAGAGGAGAAAAGGAAAAUGGUCAUGAUCAGCAAGUUAUCCGUCGUGACAUUUCCAUCUCUGCCAUGGGAGGUUUAAAGAUGCCAUCUCAAAGACCGGAAUAUGAUAUCACAAACUUGAAAAAGGAAUUUCAUAUUUCUGAUAUCAUGUACUUUGCAAAAUGUGGAGUUGAAGCAGUCAUCGAAGAUGAUGUAACACAGUGUUUUACAGCUGAAGAGCUUAAAAGCUGGAAUUUUCUAACAAGAACAACAUUAGGCUACCAAUUUAUCAGUGUGCGUCUGACUAUUCUUUGGUGCCUGGGAUGUUUUGUUAGGUACUUCAUACUCUUGCCCUUCAGAGUGCUUGUUCUUUGUACAGGUCUGUCCUGGCUGAUACUCUCCACAGCCAUUAUUGGCUAUUUACCAGAAAGCAAUCUAAAGAAAAGAUUAAACAAACGAGCGAGUCUGAUGUCUCAUCGUAUGUUGGCAAGAGCAUGUUCUGCAGUACUGACAUUCCACAAUCGAGAGAACAUUGCAAAGAAUGGAAUAUGUGUUGCCAACCAUACCUCACCAAUUGAUGUUAUCAUUCUCUCCUGUGAUAGUUGUUAUGCUAUGGUUGGACAGGCCCAUAAUGGAUUUCUUGGUAUUGUGCAGCGAGCCCUCUCCAGGGCCACAUCCCAUAUUUGGUUUGAAAGGUCAGAGGUCAGGGACAGACACUUAGUAGCUAGAAGGUUAAAAGAGCAUGUAGAUAAUGAAGAUAAACUACCGAUAUUGAUAUUUCCUGAAGGUACUUGUAUAAACAAUACUUCAGUAGUGAUGUUUAAGAAGGGGAGUUUUGAAGUGGGUUCCACAAUAUAUCCAGUAGCUAUAAAGUAUGAUCCACGUUUUGGUGAUGCAUUCUGGGACAGCAGUAAAAUGGGGAUGUUAAGCCAUGUUUUCCAGAUAUUGACAAGUUGGGCACUUGUAGCAGAUGUAUGGUACCUACCUCCUAUGGUGAAAAAUGUUAAUGAAGAUGCAGUUACUUUUGCAAAUAGAGUGAAAAAGGAAAUUGCGAGACGAGGUGGAUUAGUUGAUUUAGAAUGGGAUGGGCAGCUGAAAAGGAUGAGAGUAAAAGACUCCUGGAAGUCUAAACCACAGGAAGAAUUCAGUAAACUUUUGAAAGUUGAGUGAAAGGGUUCUGCAAAGUAAUUAGUGAUAUACAGUUGUUGACUUAUUGAAGAAUGAAGAAAUCUAGGGAGUAACCCAUGCAUUCAGUGUAUAAAAAAUGUUUGUUAUAUAACUAUUUCUAAAAGUGUUAGUGUUAAAUCAUGUCAUA